AUGGACCCGGGGGGCCCAUCGCCCCUCAUGCAUUUUGUGGUGGCGAAGAAGACUAUCAACGGUAUAUUUGAUCAGUUGCUGGAGUACGUCAAAGAGGGCUCAGAGUUUGUGGACGAGACAUGGCGAAGUGCGGAUCUGGAGCAGGUCGCAGUUGAGGAGCAGUGCCUUGAAAUCCAGACCUGUGCUAGGAAACUGGCCACCAUUCGGGAGGUGCUGGCGCGUAGGCACAUGAAGGUAGCCUUUUUUGGGAGGACGAGUAACGGUAAAAGCACGGUGAUCAAUGCCAUGCUGAGGGACCGGGUGCUGCCCAGCGGCAUUGGCCACACCACCAACUGCUUUUUGAGGGUGGAAGGCACAGACGGGGACGAUGCCUACCUCACCACCGAGGGCUCUGAUGACAGAAAAAGCCUCAAGUCAGUCAAUCAGCUGGCCCAUGCCCUGCAUAUGGAGCGCAGUCUAGACUCAGGCUGCCUAGUGAAGGUGUUCUGGCCCAAGUCCAGGUGUGCCCUGCUGAGGGAUGACCUUGUUAUUAUGGACAGCCCAGGGACUGAUGUGACCUCUUACCUGGACAGCUGGAUCGACAAGUUCUGUCUGGAUGCUGACGUCUUUGUGUUGGUGGGCAAUGCAGAGUCCACACUGAUGAACACAGAGAAGCUGUUUUUCCACAAAGUGAGCGAGCGAAUAUCCAAGCCAAACAUUUUUAUUCUGCACAACCGCUGGGAUGCCUCUGCAUGGGAGCCCGACUACAUUGAUGAAGUGCGUAAGCAGCACAUGGACCGCUGUGUGAGUUUCCUGGUGGAGGAGCUGAGGGUGGUGAGACAAGAGGAGGCUCCAGACCGGAUCUUCUUUGUGUCGGCCAAGGAGGUGCUCAGCUCCAGGAUGCACUGUGCCCAGGGCAUGCCCGAGACAGGUGGCGCUUUAGCAGAGGGAUUCCACGAGAGACUGAGGGAGUUCCAGAGAUUCGAGAGGACUUUUGAGGAGUUCAUCUCACACUCUGCGGUCAAGACCAAGUUUGAGCAGCACACGCUCAGGGCGUGGCAGAUCACAGAAGCAAUCAAAGCAGUCAUGGACGCCAUAAAUAUUGCAUCCGCCGAAAGGAAGAUAUUUUCCCUGGAGGACCGAGAGGACCAGAAGGACCGUCUAGAGUUUGUCAGAGGCCAACUUAACCGCCUGACCGAGAACGUUAAAGAGAAGAUCAACACCAUAACAGAUGAGGUGGCUGCCAAGGUGACCGUUGCCUUGGUGGAGCAGAUUCGUGGUCUCCCAGCGCAGGUUGAUGAGUUCAGUGCUGACUUUACACCACAUGCAUUGCCUCUCUACAAAGCAAAACUUAUGAUGCAUGUGGAAGAGAGGAUGAGUACAUGUUUGGCCUUUCGUUGUUCCUCUGGGAUCAUUGGCCACAUGCAGUCAUGCCAGAAAAACAUGAUUGAGAAUAUUAGGCCGCUGCUGCCCCCUGAUGUCCAGGAGCAGUUCCACAUUCACCUACCCAGCAGGAAGUUUGUCCUGACCUACGACCUUAACCUGGCCACCCUCUGCGCCGACUUCCAGGAGAACAUCGACUUCCAGUUCUCUCUCGGCUGGACUGCCCUUGUCAGCCGAUUCAUUGGGCCGAGCGAUGCCAAACGUGCCCUGACGGCCAUGAACCAGAAGUUUCAGGUUAGCCAUGGUGGCCACCAGUAUCAUAUGCCCUUAAAUUCUCUCCAGAAUACCUGUCCUACUGCACUCCAGGCACAUGGUGGAACCAGCCUACAGGACCACAUGGUCUUUUCAAUGGCAACAGGUGUUGUGUCACUCACCUCCAGAGCCUCCAUGACUGUGCUUGUCAUUGGCGGAGUGGUGUGGCGCUCAGUGGGCUGGAGACUCAUCGCCCUCUCCGCAACACUUUAUGGCCUGCUCUACCUGUACGAGAAGCUGACGUGGACCAACGCCUCCAGGGAAAAGGCUCUGAAGCAGCAGUUUGUGGAGCUCGCCAUCCACCGACUUAGGGCCAUCAUCCCCUUCACCAGUGGGAGCUGCAGCCAGCAGGUUCACCAGGAGUUGGCAACGACCUUUGCCCGUCUGUGCCAGCGGGUUGACCUGAGCGAGGUGGAGCUGGAGGGGCACAUUCGACUGCUGAGUGGCAGGAUCCAGAGACUGGAGAACGUCCAGCGACGCUCCAAGACUCUCAGACACAGAGCCACAGAUCUGGAGUCUCAGCUGGAGGCAUUCUCUGCCCAGUAUCUGCAGAAUCAGUGCUGA
Molecule: messenger RNA, 2238 nt
Organism: Oncorhynchus masou masou (cherry salmon)
Lineage: Eukaryota; Metazoa; Chordata; Actinopteri; Salmoniformes; Salmonidae
Gene: mfn1a
Product: mitofusin 1a
Exons: 17
Coding region: 1-2238 (745 amino acids)
Biological process (GO): mitochondrial fusion; mitochondrion localization
Cellular component (GO): mitochondrial outer membrane
Molecular function (GO): GTP binding; GTPase activity
Source: RefSeq, a predicted model, not a curated record